UCAGAAUUGGAAACAAACACUGCUACGAAGGAACUGGGUCGAGAGUGUGUGGUUGUGACAGUCGCCAGUGGGAGAAGGUCCUCCAGGGUCCCCAUCAGACAUGGGAGCGCUUCUGGACGUGUCCGAGUGCCAGCAGUGCAGCUCCUCUGCCCCCGGGGGCUGAGGCUGAGCACAGACGAUGCGUUUACGAUGGAGUGCAAACAGUAAACUCUGUUUCCUGCUCUCCCUGACUCUCUGCGCCUCUCUUCUGCUCCUGAUGGGACUCCAGCAGUGGGGACCCUCGGAUCUGCAGCUCUCUCGAUCCCUGCAGCCCUUCAGACAGACCCUUGGAAAUGCAACCGUGGACAGAAGCCUCUUUAAACAGGAGAAACGAAGCAGAGCCGCUUCAGCGGGGAGCUCCAUCGCUGACUCCAGCAGCGCAUUUAAAAGAGAGGACAGCCGCCACCAAGUUGCAAAAUCGGACAAAGUUCUCCGGACUUACCCCAAAGCGAAAGGGCUGCAGGAUUUUGCGAAGAACUCGACAGUGAAAGAUCAGCGAGGUCCCGGAGCCUGGGAGAAAGCUGCAGCGCUCCCGUGGGACAUCGCACCGCACAGCAAGCACAACAUGCAACUCAGUGACAUUUUUAUUGCGGUAAAAACUACUCGGAAGUAUCACAAAGCCCGAUUGGAUCUGCUUUAUCAGACCUGGAUCUCACUAGUAAAGGAACAGACAUUCAUAUUCACAGAUGGAGAGGACAAAGAGUUGCAAGCAAAGGCUGGAGAUCGCAUGAUUAAUACCAAUUGUUCUGCUGCACAUACACGUCAAGCGCUUUGUUGUAAGAUGUCUGUGGAGUAUGACAAAUUCAUUGAAUCCAAAAAAAAGUGGUUUUGCCAUGUUGACGAUGAUAAUUAUGUAAAUAUUCGCAGUUUAGUCUACUUAUUAUCAGCAUACUCGCACACUCAAGAUGUUUAUAUUGGUAGACCAAGUCUUGAUCAUCCAGUGGAGGCUGCAGAGCGGGUGAAGAGUGAUGGGUCGACAACAGUGAAGUUCUGGUUUGCCACAGGAGGAGCUGGGUUCUGUAUCAGCCGUGGAUUGGCGCUAAAGAUGAGUCCAUGGGCCAGUUUUGGAAACUUUAUUAGCACGGCAGAGAAGAUCCGCCUUCCUGAUGAUUGUACAAUUGGCUAUAUCAUCGAAGGUCUACUAGAAGUGAAGAUGAUUCACAGUGAUCUGUUCCACUCGCACCUAGAGAACCUGCAGCAAAUCCCACCAACUAUUAUCCCCAGACAGGUCACCUUAAGUUAUGGAAGUUUAGAAAUGAAGCGGAAUGUACUGAGAGUCCAAGGGCCUUUCAGUUUGGCAGAUGAUCCUUCAAGGUUCAAGUCUAUACAUUGUCUCCUCUACCACGAUGCCUGGUGUCCUGUCAAAGACAGGUACUGAUCAUGAAAACUAUUCUGAACCUUUUCUCCAAUCUUUUUGAAGAACUUUGUGAGUGAGAAAGGACAUUUAUGGUAAUGAGGAAGAAUAAGACUGUGAUGCUCCAAAGCAUAUUGCAACACAACUGUGUAUCACUUUUUUUGUUGUUGGGUGUAAAACAACUACAAGUAUUCUGCAAAAGGAAGCAGCAAUCAACUCUUUAACAGCCCUAGUGAAAAUUCCAAGUCUGACUUGAAUUGACAUUCAUGUUCUGACCCAUUAUCUUGGGUCUGCUUGUUAAAACAGGAUUCACUGAAGUGGGUCUGCAAUUAAAUUGUGUCAGUGCUGUGUGCCAAAGUACUAAUGUUACCUCUUCUAAAUUUAACCUUCUCUGCUUUACUGUUUUAACUGGUAAGUUGGCUUUAUGCAAGCAGAGACUCUGACUCACUCGACAUUUCUAAUACUUUUAUUUCCUGUGUAUACAGUGAACCUUGGCAAAUGCUGAUGGAUGAUGUUAGGAUGGUACCAUCCUAAAUGUCCUCUCUAUACGUUUGGUAUAAAUGUAUACCAAUUCAGUUCUCGGAAUGUUACGUUGGCUGGUUGUUAUCCAGUUCUAGACAGUCAACAAUGAAACUCUGGGUUUUCUUCUGGAUAUGCCUCCCCCUUUAAUUUAGCAGUUGAUAUUUACAUCUCUGUGAGAUGGUGAUUAUUGAUAGAACUACAUCACUGUGGCUUCAUUGUGCCAUACAAUGUCAGGAUUUUGGGAUAUUUGCCACUGAGUCAUUUGAAAUGCUUUGAUUUCUUACUCCAAUAACAAUUUCAUCGUAAAAUAAUGUUUAUAAACAAUACUUCUUCAUUAAAUAUGUUCACCUCACCUAUAUAGUAUUGUAUUAAUGUGCUGAAUAAUUCACCCAACUCUGUCAGGUUAUGUUUCAUCCAAAGGUUAUCUUGUUAGCCAGAGGCUAAAACAUACUUUAGGACUUGCUUUACUUCGGCAAUGUUAUCAAUUUCCAUUGCACAAUAUCUAGGAACCAAAUUGCCUACUGUAUUCAACUCCAAGUAAGUUGACAAGUCAUUUAAAUUGAUUAAUUUCAUGCUUUCUGGUUUGAGAUGGUCAAUAUACAGGCUUGACUAGGUGUGGAUGUCUAGAAGGAAUAUAAAGUGCAAUUUUACAAACAAAAAUCUCCAAUAUAAAACCUUUAUCUCUAAUACAAGUGUAACUUUGUAGACUGGUUCAUUAUUGGGCUUACCUCAAUAAACCUGUCAUCUAUGAUCUUUUUAUAGUAGUUAACAAUUCUAUUCUAGACAGGAUUUUAUGUUAUUUAUUUUAAUAGUACUUUGCAAAGUAGUAACUCGAACUAAAUGUGGGCUGCCUUGAUGGAUCUUCCAGCAUGUUUUUAAUGAUUUCUGAAUUUAAAAAUGUUUAGAUGCUUCAAAGUAAAAGCUGUAUCUGAAAGAAAAACACAUCAUAAGUCAUAUGUUGCAUCAAAAACUCCUCCUGUCAUUGGGCUCAGAGGGUAUAUGGUUGGGUUAGUGGAGAUUUAAUUUUGCAGGAAUUAGCCAAAGGUCAUUUUGGUUAUCAAUUCUUCUAGUAUGCUAUAUUCAAUUAGUGAUAGCAAGAUAGCAAGACCAACAUACCUCUUGCUUGAUUUGUAGCAGACAAAUAUAUAUAAAACUCAACUCCGUUUCAGUUUAGAUUAUUUGGACGAAUCUGGGAGUGGGACACAAAUUCCUGACUUCUAGCAUAGUUCUAGCAUAGUUAGAAUAAAGAGAAAAUUCUAUUUCUGUUAGCGCAUACAUACAGUCCAGAGCUCCAUAAAUUUGAUUAUACUGGAAUUGAUGUGUUAGAAUGGUUUGCACAUAACAUUCAAAUGAACACUCUGAAUGCAAAUACAGAAAGUUUUUUAGAGACUAUAAAAGAAUGUGUUUUGUGUACUGUAUAAGUGACCUCAUUAAUGGUUUGGGCUCUUAAUUCACUGGUUUUUCUCAACUGAAAAUUGUUCAUAUUCUGAGGCCUUGGCUUUUCCACUGUGAGCUAAGAAAUAUGUCUAUAACUGAAGACAAAUAUUAGUAUGUGGACAGAAAAACAACAUUCAAUUCACUGUAAUCUAUUUUGUUAGAAGUCUGAUUAGCACAGGUAAUUCAAACUUUUGACUGAAAUUUUGUGGGAAGUUUACAAAUAUUGGCCAUGAGCAUAAAUGUAAUCCAGAGUGGAAAGUGGUAAAAGAGAAGUUUGAAAUAAGGAUCCCCAUAUUCCUUAGUCUCCUGACAGAACCGGUGGAGCUUCCAUGAAAAUUGUGGAAACUCUAUUGUACCAGUUCUAUGCUACCGAAGAACUUCCUGGAGCAGCGUAGCAGCAGAUCAGAGUUAAUGGAGUUUAGUAAUGCUGAGUGAUGUGAGUCACCCCAGGAACUGUGUUGCAAGGUACCAAUAGACCGAAUUGUGACAUAAACCACAAAGGUUCUGCAGAAAUUUCACUUACCUUUUAGAUGCUUAAUGAAGGAUACCAGCAAAUUUUCAGUCUGAAAAUCAAUGUUUUCAGAAGUUAAUUUUUUAUAUAUAUUUUAAUCCAUAACAAUUGUAAAUAUUAGAAUGCACCUCAUAAUGAGUGCAAUAGCUAAGAAUAUUGUAAAUCUUGAAAGUUUUUAAUCUAUUGCAGUUUUUCAAUGAGCAUCAUGAUGUCUCUCCUCUCGUUGGAAAAACAAUAUUGUAUGUUAAGUCUGAAAUUGUGUAUGCAUUUCUGACAAGGAGUUCGAUCCUUUCAUGAUAAACAAAUGUAAUUUUUUUUUUACACCUAUAAUUCAAGUUAACUUUAAUUGAUCAACAGUUUCAAUAGAACUCAAAGAACCUGCUGAGAUUGAACAGCUCAUUCCAAUGGACUUUAGGGCAGAGGUAAUUGAUUUAGUGUGCAGAUCGUGGAAUGAAGUAGUUACUGUUCAUGCUGAACAUUGUGGUAUAAUCACUAUCAGAAGAACUGACCAUGGGACUGAAUUGAACAACUGCUCUCCAGGAUGGUGAGCAUAUAAAAAGAUCAAUCCUGGAAAAGCACAUGCAUUGGACAUGGAUGGACCUUAGCAAUAUUUCAACUAAGAAUGUGCAAUACUGUUACAAAAAAUGAAAAAUACUCUGAGAUUGUAGAAAUGCUUACUAAUAAACAGUGUUAUAUCUAUAUGUGAAAAUGCUAUGUUAGAAACAUGUAUGUUUACAUUCAGCUGGAGAAGCCAAAGUUACUUUUAAAUGCCAAGAAUAUAACAACUCAGAUUCUUUAAAACCGGAGACUUCUUUUAUUCACCUGCAUUGUUUAUAAAUGAAAAUAAUGCAAAUUGUAGUAAGCUUAUAUGAGGCUGGUUUGGAAUGAUGAUUGCCAAUAGUUUGCUUAAUUAAAAUGUAGACACUUGUUAAAAGGUGAGAAAUCUAAUUAAAUGAUUACAUUUAAACACUU
Messenger RNA from Hemiscyllium ocellatum (epaulette shark), 4835 nucleotides. RefSeq names its product RFNG O-fucosylpeptide 3-beta-N-acetylglucosaminyltransferase (gene rfng). The record is from RefSeq and is a predicted model, not a curated record. The transcript has 8 exons. Gene Ontology annotation, biological process: regulation of Notch signaling pathway; pattern specification process. NCBI's taxonomy places the organism in Eukaryota, Metazoa, Chordata, Chondrichthyes, Orectolobiformes, Hemiscylliidae. The coding region runs from base 179 to 1417 and encodes 412 amino acids. Gene Ontology annotation, molecular function: O-fucosylpeptide 3-beta-N-acetylglucosaminyltransferase activity. Gene Ontology annotation, cellular component: Golgi membrane.